Molecule: messenger RNA, 3086 nt
Organism: Haemorhous mexicanus (house finch)
Lineage: Eukaryota; Metazoa; Chordata; Aves; Passeriformes; Fringillidae
Gene: CDHR4
Product: cadherin related family member 4
Exons: 20
Coding region: 567-2882 (771 amino acids)
Biological process (GO): homophilic cell-cell adhesion
Cellular component (GO): membrane
Molecular function (GO): calcium ion binding
Source: RefSeq, a predicted model, not a curated record
CCACCCGGGCACCGCCGGGCCAGGAGGGAUCCGUGUCCCGGCCGGCGGCACCUCGGGCACCGGGGGUCCCGCAGCUCGGUAUGACCCGUCGGGAAGGAGGGCAGCCCCGGUACAGAGCCCCGGCGGAGGCAUCCCCCGUCGGCACUCCACGCCACCGGGCUGCCAGAGCCGGGCUGGGCGCUGGAGGAGGGAAGGGAAGAGUGACCCGGGCCGCGGUGCCCGUUAAUUGGGAGCUAAUAGCGCUUAAUGGGGAUCCCGGGAGAAGCGGCACUGGUUUGCAAAUGAACGAGAACACGGCCAAAAAUUACCUCCCACCUAAUUUUCCCGGUUCCCGAGCGUGCCGCGUGGUGAAGCGGCGUGGGGUGGCAGCCAAACCCCACGGAGCUGAGAGUGGCGAGGGGCUGGGAGCGGCGGCGUGCAGAGCCGGGGGCACUGGAGCCGUGCCCUGUCCCUCCCCUGGCCGGGACGGCCACCAUGGGUGGGGAUGGACGGCAUGACGCCGGGCCGGGGUGGUGCCCAGCAGCCCUGGCAACCGGCUGCAGCUUGUCCCAAACACCCAGCGAGCCAUGGGCAUGCACGGACACCUCACCUUCCUCCUCCUCAGCCUCUGUGCCCCGGGGACUUUCGUCAGAGCAACAGUCCUGCCUGACCUGCCACGUGUUGUGGCCCUGAGUGAGGACACAGCGUCAGGCACCCGCGUCACUGAGGUGACCGUGUCCUGCAGCAACUCAAGCAGCAGUCCCAAUGUCACCCUGGAUAGCAUCGAGCCCGACCACCCCUUCAACUCCAUCGCCAUCAGCUCUGACCCCACGGAUGCCACCACAUUCCGGGCAGAGGUGACACUGCGUGCUGGUGCAGAGCUCGAUGCCCGCCGGACAAACCAGUACACACUGAUCCUGCGGGCUGCUUGUCCUGGUGAGGAUGAGGUGGAAGAGCGGCUCUUUGUGCGGGUGACAGCAGGGCAUGUGCUGCGCUGUGACAGCCCCUUUGCCAGUGCAGAGGGUGAUGUGGUGCAGGUGCUGGCAGAUGUGGCGCCCCGGACACCCCUGUACACGGUGCUGCCACAGCCACUCGGUGGGCUGACGUUCACGCUCCGAAACCGCAACACACCACUCACGCUAACCCGCCGGGGCCUGGUGCUGGCACCUGACAAUGGUUUUGAUCCCAGCAAGGACACCCAGACAUUCCGCUUGGAGAUCGAGGUGAUGGAUCGUCACGGGCACAACUGCAGCGGGGCUGUAAGGGUGGAAGUGCUGCCAUCACGCCGUCCCCGUGUCACCUUCCCUGAGCCACACCGGGCUGUGACAGUGACAGAAGGCAUUGGCCCCUGGGAGGUGGUCACACAGGUCCAUGCCAGAGGUAACAAUGUCCGCUAUGCCAUCCUUGCUCCUGUGGCUCCCGCACUCUUCACUAUUGAUGAGGUGACAGGUGAGAUCCGCAGCACCCGGCGGCUGCAGGUGAUCUGUGCCCACCUGCUCAUCCAGGCUUACAACACGCUGCACCCCAAUGACCACGCCACCGCCACGGUCAAUGUCACCGUGCAGGGGACAGACCGCCUGGCACCAAGAUGUGACCCAGCCAUCUUUGUGUCCCAGGUGUCCGAAACCAUGUCCCCCGGCAGCACAUUGGUGACACUGAGGUGCACCGGCUUCACCAGCACUGACGGGUGUCUGCACUAUGCUCUUGAGGGGCCUCCCUCAUCCCGCUCCCACUUCUGCAUGGAGGGGCCACAGCUGAAGGUCAACACCACCCUGGACUAUGACUCGGAGUCCAUGGCUGCUCUGGGCUUCCAGCUCACGGCCACCAUUCUGGUGACAGUGGGAGGGCAGCCCCGACAGAGCACCCGUGUGCCUGUGCUCGUGACGGUGACACCUGUCAACGAAUUCACACCGGCGUGCCCCAGCAGUGCCACCUUCACCGUGCCAGAGACAGCAGCUUUCAGCAGCGUUGUGGGGCGAGUGGCUGGCACCGACCGUGACUACCCCCAGGAUAGCUUGGAGUACAGCCUGGAGGGGGGGACUGGCCCCGCACAGCCCUUCUCCAUCGACAGGCGCACUGGCGAGAUCCGCGUGGUGGGACCCCUGGACUCGCAGCAGCAGAAGAGCUACAGGCUGGUGGUGCGGCUGACGGACACCCACAAUGACCUGGACCUAAGGAAGAGGCGGAGCCGUCUGUGCGACGUGUCUGUGCGCCUGCAGGCUGUGCCGGACCAGCUGCCGGUGUGCAUCCCCGAGGUGCAGGAGCUGCGGAUCACGGCUGGGUCCCCGGGCAGCCGCCAGCCUGUCACCCGCCUGGUGUGCCAGGGCGGCCCCGACAGCGCCCUGCUGACCUACAACAUUGUUGGAGGCAAUGAAGAUGGGCGCUUUCGGCUGGAAGGGAACACCCUUGUCUACCUGCCCAGUGACCGAGCCGAGCCUCACCCCUUUGUCCUGCUGGUGGAGGUGUGGGGCGGCUCUGGUGGCCGCCGCCGCCGCAGCAGCUUGGUGGCACUGGUGGUGCACGUCACCCCCCGGAGCACCCCAUUGCCACCCAGCACCACCACCCAGCACACGACGCUGCAGAAGGAGCCGCUGGUUGUCCUGCAGACAGAGGCAGUGUGGCACCCGCCAGCCUGGUUUGUGGCCGUGCUGACCAUCUCUGGUGUCCUGCUGCUGGCCACCCUGGGCUGCAUGGCCCGGAACUUGCUGUGCAGCAGCCGGGCCCCUGGCAAGCUGUUUCUGGCCAAGAGCUCCUGGGAUGUGGUGGAGCACAGCGGGGGCAAGGAGGAGCAGGGACACCCACAUGCCAGCAGCCCAGGGCAGUUCGAUGGCCGUGCUCAGGACCCACGCACCGGCAGGGACUAUCUCUUCAGCAGCGUGACCGGGGCUCGGCGCUGGAUCUGAAGGGCUUGACUUGACAAGGGGCUCCUUGUGCCCCACAGCUCCACGGGGGCAGUGCUGGGCAGAGCACCGGGCGCUGGCAGACAGCUGGUACAGCCCCCGAGGAGGAGACCCAUCCUUUGUGGCCAAACCUGCUGCACACGGGGUGCAGCCACACCCUGAGCCACCUCAGCUAGUGUAGAGCUAAUAAACGUGUCAGAGAUUGCA